AUGCGAACACUAUCACUCUUCGCGACUGCAGCGUCGCUGAUUGCUGCAGUCGCGGGCGCUGGAUCACGGGAACAUGAUGGAAGAGAAUCACCAGCAAGCACAAAGCCUCUCAGGAUUAUGGUCGUUGGAGAUUCCAUUACUCACGGCCACGAAGGCGAUUUCACCUGGCGUUAUCACAUCUGGGAAUGGUUUCGGGCGAAUAAUGUCUCUGUUGACUUUGUCGGGCCAUACAAGGGCASAAUCGAUGUUGGUCAUCCCUUGCCUCCACAGCCGCCGUAUGUGAUUGGGGAUGAAGCCCCCCCGCUAUUUGGCAAGGCGCGGAUUCCCUGGGGAUAUGCUGAAGCAGUUCCCAAAGACUUCGAUUCUGAUCACUUCUCAACCGGAGGCUACAAGGCUCAAUUGGCUAAAGAGGUGAUUCGCGAUCUGGCGAAGCAGUAUCAGCCCGAACUGGUUUUGUGCUUGAUAGGAAUCAAUGACUUUAUCUGGUCAUUGGACUCGCCUGAAGGUCUGCUGGACAGUACAAAAACUAUCAUAGAGGAGAUUCGCGUUGUGAACCCUCGCGCAAAGUUUGCAGUUGGUAAUGUUGUACACAGAGGGUUCAGGGAUGCCGCGCUUGAUGAAAGGACCGACAAGUUCAACCCACUACUCGCAAAAGAAAUCCCUAGCUGGAGCACAAAGCAGUCACCCAUUCAUUAUGUCGACGUAGCAUCAGCAUACUCUUGCGGACCUGACCAUCCUCAUUGCCCAGCCGCUUUCGAUCAGUUACAUCCUAGCGCUCUGGGAAAUUAUCAAAUCGCACAGGUCUUUGCACAGACUUUAAUCGACAAAUUCGACAUUGGCCACGAGACUCUCCAUAUACCUGCCGUGAUGCCCAUAAAUCGGGUCUUCCGAGUUCCCAAGAAUUUAAAAGCCGAAUCAUCACCAACAGGUGUCAAGGUGACCUGGGACCACAACUACGGCAUGACAUCCUACAAAGUGAUGUGGAGAACAGGAGUACAGCCAUGGACUGAGCAGCACGUCGAGAUGAAUCGUUUCGAUACCAUCACUGAGACGGCCGGUACAUUGUAUCAAUACAAGAUUCGUGCAUGCCAUGGCGAUCGGUGCAGCGCAUUUUCUGAAGUUGUCGAGGCUGUUUCGGAUCGGCACACUGCUCCCCCACCGAGGGACUUCCAUAUGGUCUCAGAAAAUAGUCAGUUCCGGGUUUCCUGGUCACCGCCGGAGAACAGUAGUAAUUGGAACAUCACCAUGUACGAGAUCUCUAUGCGGAAUAUGGCAGAGACCAACUGGAACUCUGUGGGAUCUCGCCGGUUUUCAGAGACGAUCACUGGAUUCUUUGGACUCCCAAAAGGUAGCAUAUGGUCCGUUCGAAUGGCUACGUGGACGCAUCCAGAAGGCAAAGGACUGUAUGCCUAUACACGGCCAGUCGUGGAAGGUGGUGGAAAGCCAGAACAACCCAAGAACUUGCAGGCGAAAUACACAACCCACACCUCCGCCUCUCUGACAUGGAACGCUUCUGCCAACGCCGCUGCAUAUCUGAUAUACUACCGCAGCAUCGGUGGUCAGCGCCCUGGACCAUUCAUGACGACCGGUGAUAUGGUCAUGGGUCCCCUGCCUCAAACAACAGUCCAAGGUCUGGUUCUCGGAAGAGGAGCAUUUGAAUUCUGCGUGACGGCCGUGAACGGCGAUGCGGAGUCGAAGGCAGAAUGCGGGACUCCGGGAGCCUCGAACAUGAAGUGGCAUCCGGUGGAUGUGUUGGGAUCAUUGACUAUGAAUUCCACAUUGUGGGUUUGUGCACUGUUAUUGGUUGUCAUCUUUUUGCUUAUGGCGCGAAGGAGACGCGGAGCCUGCUCUAUUCGAUAA
Ramularia collo-cygni is the source of this 1860-nucleotide messenger RNA. RefSeq lists its product as uncharacterized. The transcript has 7 exons. The record is from RefSeq and is a predicted model, not a curated record. Bases 1 to 1860 code for a protein of 619 amino acids. NCBI's taxonomy places the organism in Eukaryota, Fungi, Ascomycota, Dothideomycetes, Mycosphaerellales, Mycosphaerellaceae. Gene Ontology annotation, molecular function: protein binding; phosphatidylcholine lysophospholipase A1 activity.